GCGGCGGCGGCGACGCUGGCGGCGGCGGCGCGGGGCAUGGUCCCCGGAUCCGAAGGCCCGGCCCGGGCCGGGGGCCUGGUGGCGGACGUGGUGUUCGUGAUCGAGGGGACAGCAAACCUGGGGCCGUACUUCGAGGAGCUCCGCAAGCACUACCUGCUGCCCGCCAUAGAGUACUUCAACGGGGGACCGCCUGCAGAGACGGACUUCGGGGGCGACUAUGGUGGAACCCAGUACAGCCUUGUGGUGUUCAACACAGUUGACUGCGCCCCAGAGUCCUACGUACAAUGUCACGCUCCUACCAGCAGCGCCUAUGAGUUUGUCACCUGGCUCGAUGGCAUCAAGUUCAUGGGUGGUGGUGGUGAGAGUUGCAGCCUCAUUGCUGAGGGUCUGAGCACAGCCCUGCAGCUGUUUGAUGACUUCAAGAAGAUGCGUGAACAGAUUGGCCAGACACACCGAGUCUGUCUCCUCAUCUGCAACUCGCCCCCGUACCUCCUGCCUGCUGUGGAGAGCACCACAUACUCGGGCUGUACAACAGAGAGCCUGGUGCAGAAGAUAGGAGAGCGUGGCAUCCACUUCUCCAUCGUGUCUCCGAGAAAGCUGCCGGCCCUUCGGCUUCUGUUCGAGAAGGCAGCUCCUCCUGCCCUGCUAGAGCCAUUGCAGCCACCAGCAGAUGUAAGCCAGGACCCGAGGCACAUGGUGCUGGUGCGAGGGCUCGUGUUGCCCGUUGGUGGCAGCUCAGCCCCAGGCCCUCUGCAGUCCAAGCAAGCAGUCCCCCUGCCAACAGCUCCACCCUCAGCUGCCACACUCUCAGCAGCUCCCCAACAGGCUCUGCCCCCUGUCCCACCACAGUACCAGGUCCCCGGGAACCUCAGUGCUGCUCAGGUGGCUGCGCAGAACGCUGUGGAGGCUGCCAAGAACCAGAAGGCUGGGCUGGGCCAACGCUUCUCACCCAUCAACCCUCUCCAGCAAGCUGCUUCAGGAGUGGGACCCCCCUUCAGCCAGGCUCCAGCACCCCCACUGGCUUCUGGGCCCCCUGGAGCCCCAAAGCCACCUCCUGCUUCUCAGCCUAGCCUAGUGUCCACAGUGGCCCCUGGACCAGGCCUGGCACCCCCUGCGCAGCCUGGGGCUCCUCCUAUGCAGGCAGGCACUGUGGCCCCAGGUGGGGUCAGUGGUCCUACACCAGCCCAGCUUGGGGCUCCUGCUCUUGGUGGGCAACAGUCAGUGACUAACAAGCUCCUGGCCUGGAGUGGGGUCCUCGAGUGGCAGGAGAAACCCAAGCCUGCAUCUGUGGAUGCUAACACCAAGCUGACGAGGUCUCUGCCUUGCCAGGUCUAUGUGAACCAUGGAGAAAACCUGAAGACUGAGCAAUGGCCCCAGAAACUGAUCAUGCAACUCAUCCCACAGCAGCUGCUGACUACCCUGGGCCCUCUGUUCCGGAAUUCGAGAAUGGUCCAGUUCCACUUCACCAACAAGGACCUGGAGUCCCUCAAAGGCCUCUAUCGCAUUAUGGGCAAUGGCUUUGCGGGCUGUGUGCACUUCCCGCAUACAGCCCCAUGCGAGGUGCGCGUGCUCAUGCUCCUGUACUCGUCUAAGAAGAAGAUCUUCAUGGGCCUCAUCCCCUAUGACCAGAGCGGCUUCGUCAAUGGCAUCCGCCAGGUCAUCACCAACCACAAGCAGGUCCAGCAGCAGAAGCUGGAGCAGCAGCGAGGGAUGGGGGCACAGCAGGCACCUCCAGGCCUGGGCCCCAUUCUGGAGGACCAAGCGAGGCCCCCGCAGAAUCUACUACAGCUCCGUGCAUCACAGCCCCAGCCUCAGGGUGCUGUGGGAGCCUCUGCAGCUACAGGGCAGCCCCAGCCCCAAGGUACUACCCAGGCCCCCACAGGGGCACCCCAGGGUCCUCCUGGAACAGCCCCGGGCCCACCUCCUUCUGGACCCAUCCUUCGGCCUCAGAACCCUGGGGCCAACCCCCAGCUUCGGAGCCUCCUCCUUAACCCACCACCGCCCCAGACUGGGGUACCACCCCAGGCCUCCCUCCACCACCUGCAGCCUCCAGGCGCCCCCGCACUGCUGCCACCACAUCAGAGCCUGGGGCAGCCCCAGCUGGGGCCGCAACUCCUGCACCCUCCAACUGCCCAGUCUUGGCCCGCACAGCUUCCCCAGCGGGCGCCACUGCCAGUGGCCAAACGAAAGAGAGAAGGAGAGGGUCGCGUGUUUCGAGAAAAAUGGGAGCGAGACUAUUUCUUUGUGGAAGUGAAGAGCAUUCCUACGUGCUUAAUAUGCAAAAAAAACGUGUCAGUGCUGAAAGAGUACAACCUGAAGCGCCACUAUGAGUCCCAGCACAGUAAGAGCUACAGCCAGUACACAGCGCAGAGCCGCGACACGCUCCUGCAGGAGCUGAAAAGGGCCCUCAGAGCCAGCGAGGCACUGGAGACCCAGGACUAGGAGCCAUGGAGUGCUGUGGAAAGGACUCCCGUGUCUUGAAGAAGUCCAUCCUCAAGGCUGUCCUGUGAGUCUGACAAGCUUUUGCAGGCUUAAAUGCACAGGAGUCAGAGGCCUUAUGGAUCCGCUUGCCUGAGCCACAGCUGUGGCUGUUCAAUGGCUGCGCAGAAACUCCGACCACGUGGUUAGCUCUGUUUAUCAGUGGUGGUGGUGAUCUCCAUGCAAGUGAGGAAGUCUGUGAGGUGGCACCAAGCCAGCCCCUCACUUUGAAGUGGCUCUUGUUCAUGCACACUCAUCAGAAUCCAUAAGCACAACUAUAGUCCCAUCCUGGAGAUCGGGCUGUCCCAUACCUCCAUCCCAAGUGACACUGUUUGUAAGGACCCAGGUCAGGUCCUAGACUCAAUAACCAGGAAUUGAGACACUCUAAGAAACACCACGACGCCUUGACUCUGGCUUUCCUGUACUUGAACUGAGCCGAUCGCCUGAGACGAGGAUGUGCAGGAGACCCAAACUGGCAUGUAUGGUUCACUUCACAGUGUGCAGAGCCCUGUCCUGGUUCCCUGAAGGUCAGUUAGACACUUCUGGUUGAGGCUCCCACCCUUCUGAACACUGAGUCCGUCUUAGAAGGGGUAUUUACAAACAGCUCCUGAAUGUAUGACUGCGGGGUGGUCCUCGCAGAUGGAAGCCACUGGCAAGGAGCAGUGGGGCUGUCUACCCUUACUGCAGCUGGUUUCUGAAAGUGAGAGGCGGCCAGGACCUGUUACCCACACUGUGAGACCCAAGACCAAGCCCCCCCCCCCCAAGGGCCGCACACUACUUGAAGCUGAGCUGCCGCUGGCUAGCUCGCCCGUAGGGUUAUGUGAACGCAGACCCCAGUGCUGACUUGCAGGGCGCUUGCAGUUCUGCAGGAUGGUGAGGUGCCCGUGCCUCUACCCAGCAGUGUCCUGAGUGGCUGGCUGCCCACGCUUGUGACAGUCACUGUUUUCCGUUACAGACCUUAAUCGAAAAUUCCGUUUUAAGGAUCAGGGUUGAAUUCCCAUCUGCCUAUCUCUCCCAUCCAGUGCCAGUCCUGACAUCUGGGUGUAGGACGGCAGUUGUCAGCCUCCUAGCCUCCUCCGCUCAAAGGCACAAGAGAGUUACAAGAGAGAAAUUUUAAUACCUAAAUAUUUCUAUUUUUCAAUUUGUAUUUUUUCAAUUUUGAAUUUAAAGUAUGAACUCUGGUGUCAUACGUGUUUGUGUUGUAUUCCAUGCGUUCACCAUAGCUCAGUAAAGAUCCAAUUUGAUUAUC
Molecule: messenger RNA, 3727 nt
Organism: Psammomys obesus (fat sand rat)
Lineage: Eukaryota; Metazoa; Chordata; Mammalia; Rodentia; Muridae
Gene: Med25
Product: mediator complex subunit 25
Exons: 18
Coding region: 37-2442 (801 amino acids)
Biological process (GO): positive regulation of transcription by RNA polymerase II
Cellular component (GO): transcription regulator complex; mediator complex
Source: RefSeq, a predicted model, not a curated record